AUGUCCCCGCGAUGUCCCCCCGGUGCCACCAUCAGUGUCCCCAUCCCUGUCCCCCUGGUGUCCCCCUGGUGUCACAUCAGUGUCACCAUCAGUGUCACCAUCGGUGUCCCCGUCCCUGUCCCCGCCGGUGCCACUCCCCGCUCACAUCGGCGCCACCUCAAGGCCGCCACCGCGGCGCCAGCGCUGUCCCCGCGCGGAGGGGCCGCGACCCCCCCCGGGACGCGAUGGGAGAGCUGCGGGUGCUGCCCCUCCCCCCACCUCAUCAUCAUCAUCCUCCUCCUGCUGAGCGGGGCUCACCUGGGACAGCCCCAGGUACCCCCGGAGUCGCCGCUGGAGCCGAAAUCCCCGGCCCAGGUGGGGGAUGGGCAGCUCACCUGGAGGCGGAGCCGCCGGCACAGCCCCCACUUCCCGCUCUGCUCCUUCUGCUGCAACUGCUGCCGCAACCGCGGCUGCGGCUUCUGCUGCCGCACCUGAGCGCACCUGGGAACACCUGGGAACUG
Poecile atricapillus (Black-capped chickadee) is the source of this 500-nucleotide messenger RNA. It is a transcript of the gene HAMP, whose product is annotated as hepcidin antimicrobial peptide. Lineage: Eukaryota; Metazoa; Chordata; Aves; Passeriformes; Paridae. The record is from RefSeq and is a predicted model, not a curated record. Gene Ontology annotation, cellular component: extracellular region. The transcript has 4 exons. Gene Ontology annotation, biological process: intracellular iron ion homeostasis. Bases 1 to 474 code for a protein of 157 amino acids.